Molecule: messenger RNA, 1195 nt
Organism: Eremomyces bilateralis CBS 781.70
Lineage: Eukaryota; Fungi; Ascomycota; Dothideomycetes; Eremomycetales; Eremomycetaceae
Exons: 2
Coding region: 25-1146 (373 amino acids)
Biological process (GO): DNA integration; DNA transposition
Molecular function (GO): DNA binding
Source: RefSeq, a predicted model, not a curated record
CUUCCAUUUAGAUAAUCAAUUAAUAUGGCUCCCCAAACCCGUGCAGCAGCUCUAUUAGCUGAAGAUCGUAGAAAAAGGCCUCGAGAACAUAUUACAACACCUACAAAAGCGAAAAUUAAGGGUGCUAUUGAGUAUAUUAACGAUACAAGACGUAUCGAUGGUUUUAAUCGGACUUACACUCACGCCGAUAUCUUCCGCCGUUAUGGUGUAUCCAAAACCAGAGGAUAUGAGUACGCCAAAGCGGAAACAGAGCGGAGGGAACGGAAUAUCCCUAAUCGACGCGAAACAAGAGGUCGACCGCCUAAAAUCACCGACGAAGAUAUCCAACGGAUGACCGAUAUCCUCGAGAGCGCUGACUGCGCCGAAGAACGAGCUAUUGAUUGGGAUACACUCGCGCUUGAGACCGGACUCGAUGUUUCUAGCCGAACAAUUCGUCGAGCUAUGGAAAAGCAUGGAUACUUCAAAUGCGUCGCGUGUCGGAAGCCGUACUGCAACAAACAGCUGGCCGAGAUGCGAUUGAACCGCGCGAAGCUUUGGCUCGAUAAGUAUCCGACUCCGGAUCACUGGAAAUAUAUCAGAUUUAGCGACGAAGUCCAUUUCGGGAUGGGGCCUCAAGGGAAGCUCGUUAUUAUCCGGAAACGCGGCGAACGGUACUGUCCCAAGUGUAUCCAACGCGUGGAGGAAUGGGACGACGCAGAGAAGCUCAAAGUCCACGCAUGGGCCGCGAUGACGCAGGACGUCUAUCUCAAGGAGAUACUCCAGACGGAAGUUCAGGAAUGGGUCGACCGUGGAGAUUUCUUCGUUUUAGAGGAGGAUCAAGACUCAGGCCACGCACCGCCGCGGUCAAGGAAAAAAGGCAAUGCCGUACAACAAUGGAAAGAGCAAAAUGGCGUACAUUCGUACUUUAAUUGCGCAGGAUCGCCGGAUCUUGCGAUCAUCGAGGACUGUUGGCAACCGACGAAGCAAUACGUACGGAAAUAUCGCCAUUUCAAUCCCGAAGAGACUCGUGAAUUAGCGAUCGAGGCCUGGGGAGAGCUUAAACAGGAAUGGAUUAAUAAACGGGUACUUUCUAUGCCUGAUCGACUUCGAAAGGUGAUCGAGGCUGGUGGUCAACUGAUUGGUUAUGGGGGCGGAUUGGCGGGCUAACCGCCGCAUUUUUUACCUAUAGACUGUUUGUAUAAGACUUAAUAACGUC